Gongylonema pulchrum is the source of this 264-nucleotide messenger RNA. The record is from the annotation of a GenBank genome assembly. NCBI's taxonomy places the organism in Eukaryota, Metazoa, Nematoda, Chromadorea, Rhabditida, Gongylonematidae.
GUAGUAAGUGGUUUUCCUCAAUCUCCUGAAUUGAGUGCUGCUGUUGCUGCUGCAGGAGCUGUUGACAUGCAGAUCGAAAAUGCGCUAAAUAAAUCACAAGGAAGGAAAAGAUGCCACGGGACAAUGUCGGCGCCACAAAUACGCGUCACUGUGCUUGGAACGGAAUCGGAACCGGCCCCACAACAGAUUAUAGCCGAAAGUGAUCGUGCUUUGCCAAUUCAUGAAAUUGCUUGCCAUUCGAAGCAGGUCAUGAACUCACUGUAG